UCACUCGCCGUCAGGCAGCGUCAGUAUGUGCGUGUCUGUGAGGUUCGUUUCUAGCAUGCAUUGAACGUGUGUGCUAGUAGCUCUUGUGUCUCAUCAGCUUCGUCCGUUGCUUCAUCCUGCUCUUCUUGUUCCUCUCGCUUGGCACUCUUUCUAACAGAACAUUGCAAGACAGACGGGCAAACAGUUGGCACUGGAACACGAACAAGAAGCAACCAAAUCGGUUGUUCAUCUCCAACAAAAGACCCACUUCUCUCUGCUCCUCCUCCCUUCCCUUUCUUUGACUUGGAUUGGUGGAACCUGAAUGGAUCCAAGGCCAUCAAGGCCAGAGGGUUGCCUUUCAGUCAGUGUAGAGGGCGCUUUUCCUUUUCCCUUACUGUGUGUAUUGUCUAGGAGCAGAAGUAAUAGUUUGUUCCUGUUCCUUGGAAAAGAAAGGAAACACUCAGAGAAGGUUGAUGUGUCAGUGUAAGUCCUCGAUAAGUUCGUUCUGGGAGUGCAUCUAGAUCAAUAUGUGAUUUUGGGGAGCAUCAUUGAAAUUCAAGGCAUCAAAGACCAACCAACCCAUAUUCAGCUUUCAAGUGUCACUUGUUCUCAAUUGGUGCCAAGAGAGACAUUCACACAUCCUCCUUCACUGUCAUCAUGGGUCGCUAUACAGGGAAGAAGUGUCGCCUUGUCACCAUGUUUGGCUUGACCGGCUCCUUCUUCUUGGUGGAGCUCAUCGUUGGCUAUGUGACGAAUUCCAUGGCCUUGGUGGCCGAUUCGUUCCACAUGCUCAGUGAUAUUGCGGCUUUGGCCAUUGCGUUUAUAUCGGUGAAAAUGGCUCCCAAGUCUUGGGACAAGAACACGUUUGGUUGGGCUCGAGCAGAGGUUCUGGGAGCAUUGGUCAAUGCGGUGUUUUUGGUGGCCUUGUGCUUCUCCAUCACCGUGGAAAGUCUUAAGCGGUUUUAUGAACCCGAGGAUAUUCAUGACCCUCAGAUGAUUUUGUGGGUGGGAGCCAUGGGCUUGGUGGUGAAUCUAUUGGGUCUGUGCUUAUUUCAUGAACACGGUCAUUCUCACGGAGGCCACGGACAUAGUCAUGGACCGAAAAAGGAGCAUAUUGUCGGACAUGGAGCUCACAGCCAUCUGACCGUUUUAGCCGAUCACAGUGACGAUGAUAUCGCUCCCAAAUCGAAAUCGAUUGAAGAUGGUCGAGAUCACACGGACCAUGCCCAUGAUGCGGGGGGCGCUUCGUCUCAAAUGAAUAUGCGGGGUGUGUUCUUGCACGUGCUGGCUGAUGCGUUGGGUUCGGUGGUGGUGAUAAUUUCGGCCCUAAUCAUGUGGCUCACGGAGUGGGAGUACAAAUAUUACGUGGACCCGGGCCUUAGUCUUAUACUUGUGUUAUUAAUGAUGAAAAGUGUUUGGCCGCUUCUAAUUGAAUCAGCUCUCAUUCUACUACAAACCGUACCCACCCACAUUGAGGUUGAUACGCUCAAACGGAAGCUACUUGAGAAUGUAGAUGGAGUUCUGGCCGUCCACGAGUUUCACGUUUGGCAGCUUACCGGGGACCGCAUCAUUGCAUCGGCUCACAUCAGAUGUCUCAAUUUGUCAGAAUACAUGAAGGUUGCUGAGAAUAUCAAGGAGUUUUUCCACAAUGAGGGCAUUCAUUCAACCACCAUUCAACCCGAAUUUGCGGAUUAUCACCCAGGUCAAGAUUACAUUUUAAGUGAGGAUUGCGCUCUAAGUUGCCCUAAGGCACCUACAGCUAACCAACCUGCUUGUAACGCCUCCAAGUGCUGCCCACCUUCUAAAUCCAGCCAGAACACGCCGGUGUUGGACCGAAGACCCGCCAGUUUUGUUGCCAAAGAG
Tigriopus californicus is the source of this 1842-nucleotide messenger RNA. RefSeq lists its product as uncharacterized. Gene Ontology annotation, cellular component: membrane. Lineage: Eukaryota; Metazoa; Arthropoda; Copepoda; Harpacticoida; Harpacticidae. Gene Ontology annotation, molecular function: zinc ion transmembrane transporter activity. Gene Ontology annotation, biological process: zinc ion transmembrane transport; detoxification of zinc ion; intracellular zinc ion homeostasis. The record is from RefSeq and is a predicted model, not a curated record.